ACCACAGAUGACGUUUACAAUUUACAAGCGUCAAGCGUCAAUUCGUCCAAUUAAAAUAUUAUAAUAGUUUUCUGAAGUCUCCUAGUUAUUGUUUGUAUAGGUACCUACUUCGUUAUUUGUUAAACAUUGUAAUAAAUAAAGACUUCGCCACGUAAAGUGCAUAUAACAUUAUAAAGUGUUUCUUUCGUGAAUCAAAAAUAUAAACAAAUUUAAAGCUUUAAAAACAAAUAACUGUUAAAAUGUGUGGUUCAGAUAAGAAAUUGGGUGAAAUUCGUGCUCUUAUCCUCGUUGGGGGCUAUGGGACCCGUUUGAGGCCCUUAACAUUGAGUAGACCUAAACCUCUGGUGGAAUUCGCUAAUAAGCCAAUACUUAUGCAUCAGAUAGAAGCCCUAGUUGAUGCAGGCGUAACACAGGUGAUUUUAGCAGUAUCUUACAGAGCAGAUGACAUGGAAAAAGAAUUGACUGAACAAGUAUCGAAACUUGGUGUGUCUCUCACAUUUUCACAUGAGACUGAGCCCUUGGGUACGGCAGGGCCACUGGCUCUGGCCCGUGAUCUGUUGUGUUCAAGCCCUGAACCCUUUUUUGUAUUAAACUCUGAUGUGAUAUGCGACUUUCCUUUCAAAGAACUUGCUAAAUUCCACAGGAGUCAUGGAAAGGAAGGCACAAUAGUUGUCACAAAGGUAGAAGAGCCCUCUAAAUAUGGUGUAGUUGUUUACAAAGAUAAUGGUGAGAUAGAGAGUUUUGUUGAGAAACCACAAGAAUUUAUAUCAAACAAAAUUAAUGCAGGUAUGUACAUACUAAAUCCAUCGGUUCUCGACCGAAUAGAACUGCGUCCGACGUCAAUAGAAAAGGAAGUGUUUCCGUUUAUGGCACAAGACGGACAGUUGUAUGCUAUGGAGCUGCAGGGCUUUUGGAUGGAUGUGGGACAACCUAAGGACUUCUUAACUGGCAUGUGUCUCUAUUUGAACAGCUUAAGACAAAAGAACUCGAGCAAACUGCACAAUGGUGCUGAGGUUGUCGGCAAUGUAUUGAUAGAUCCGACAGCUACGAUCGGUAAAGGGUGUAGGAUAGGCCCUAAUGUGACUAUCGGUCCUGGAGUUGUUAUUGAAGAUGGAGCCUGUAUCAAACGUAGUACAAUAUUGCGCGGUGCGUGUGUCAGGCAACACGCUUGGCUCGACGGCUGUAUCGUAGGCUGGCGGUCCGUAGUUGGACGAUGGGUCAGAAUGGAAAACUGCACUGUGCUGGGCGAAGACGUUAUUGUAAAGGAUGAAUUAUAUGUCAACGGUGGCCAAGUCCUUCCACACAAGUCUAUUGCCUUAUCUGUGCCAGAACCACAGAUUAUAAUGUAAAGACUGAACAAGAAUUGACAGUUAAUUUAUAUAUUGUAUUCUGUAUAUGAUAGAUUUAUGUUCCUUUUUGUUUUUGAUCCAAGAUAUAAUUUUUAUUGUAUUUAGUAUCGGAAUCCGGAAUUGUAUAACUUACAACCGUGAUAGUUUCCUUAGCAUCUAGAGUAAGCGUGAAUAAAAUGGGAUUUGAAUAAUUACAUUUCAAUAUUCAAGUGAGAUUACCUAUAAAACACUAUGAAUUAUUCUUACUCAUAUGUUAAGAGAAUUAAAAGGGAACUCCAUUUAACCUUCAGGAACCCAGUUAGUUUAUUUUUAUAAUUUAAUAUUAUUUAUGAUACAUAUAAUUUUAUUUACUGUUUUAAUCUUAUAUAAAAUAUUUAAUGUUUAGAUUUUUCAUAAUUAUUUAUUUUUGUUUGAAUAAUUUUAUUUUAUAUUUUUAGAGGGUCACUUAAAUUACUUUCAUUUAUUCUACCACGUGUAACUCAAUUAAUCUUUUUAUUUUUCUUUUUAUAUAAUUUAAUUAAUGACGCCUUGUUAUUGAGUAUUUUGUUUUCAUUAUUUUUUCAUUUAAUAUAAAAACUAAUAAUUAUUAAAUAAAUAGCACUGACAUUUCGGAUUUAAUAAAACGGUUCCUUGUAUAACGCAAACAUUCCAAACGAUGAAGAUAAUUUGAAGAGCUCUGGAAAAUAAUCAACAACAGACCUAUAAAUAGUAAACUGCCAUUUUUAAACAAAAUGUUUUUGUAAACUGAUAUAAAUGUAUUAAUGUAACAUUUCUAAAUUAUAAAUUGUCUGCUAAAUAUGUAAAUAAUUACAAUAGGUA
This is a messenger RNA of Colias croceus (clouded yellow), 2168 nucleotides long. It is a transcript of the gene Gmppb, whose product is annotated as mannose-1-phosphate guanyltransferase beta. Gene Ontology annotation, biological process: cell wall mannoprotein biosynthetic process; GDP-mannose biosynthetic process. Gene Ontology annotation, cellular component: cytoplasm. The transcript has 6 exons. Lineage: Eukaryota; Metazoa; Arthropoda; Insecta; Lepidoptera; Pieridae. The record is from RefSeq and is a predicted model, not a curated record. Gene Ontology annotation, molecular function: mannose-1-phosphate guanylyltransferase (GTP) activity; GTP binding. Bases 240 to 1349 code for a protein of 369 amino acids.